ACCCCGGUCAAUAUCUACCAUGUAUUCCUGUGCAAAUUAUCCUCGUGGGUGCCGAGGCCGUGUCAACCGACAAGGAGCAAAGUGCUCUGACUGCGUUUCUCUAAACUUGCGCCGUCCGGCUUUCACUUCGCCAUUUGCCCAACCACGCGAUUACAGGCGUGCGCUACCUUCAGAGCUCUUCGGCGACCUUUCAUCUAAAGCAUCUGAGCCUCAGCUGUAA
Molecule: messenger RNA, 220 nt
Organism: Penicillium verrucosum
Lineage: Eukaryota; Fungi; Ascomycota; Eurotiomycetes; Eurotiales; Aspergillaceae
Exons: 2
Coding region: 20-220 (66 amino acids)
Source: RefSeq, a predicted model, not a curated record